AUGUAUCCAGCAGUCACAACUCAUUCUUUAUCAUCAUUCAAGCACACAUUCAAGUCUACAGACCAUCCUUUCAAGACAUUCGCUAUGCGAUAUACAAUCUCAACCUGCCUCAUAGCACUCGCCAGUGCAGGGGCCAUAUCCUACUCUAAGUCAUCGCUGCCCCAAAUCCACGAGAUAGUCCAGGUUCCCAAUGUCUGGUUCGAAAAUGCUGCACUUCGCUCCAACGGCGACCUUCUCAUGACUACAAUCGGAGAAGGCAAAGUUUACACCCUCAACACAGCUACAAAACCCCCCAAGCCUCACGCCGUUGUCACAAUCCACGGCGUCAAUGCUCUUUCUGGAAUCGUGGAGGUCGGCCAAGAUGUCUUUGCUGUCACUGGGCACGUCGUCGAGGGAAACCCUCUGAACAACACGAUGAACCUUUCUCUUCUCAAGUUCUCCGGGAGCGAUGUUUCGAUUCAAACUGUUUUUGAGAAAUCCAAAUACGGGCCUGUGAACGGGAUUGUCGCCCUUCCGCACCAUAGACAUGUUAUUCUUGCUGCGGAUUCGGCGCGAGGCGAAGUCCUACGUAUCGACACUACCACUGGCCACAUCGAGGUCGCUAUCAAAGACGACCAGCUGGCUCCUAUAGCCGGUGGUCCUUUUCCGGUUGGCGUGAACGGUCUCAAGAUCUUCAAAAAUUACCUUUAUUUCACCAACACCGCCCGACAAGCCCUCGGUCGAGUCAAGAUCGACAACAUGGGCAACAGGAUUGGCGAUAUCCAGAUAAUUUCUAAGCUCGAGGAAGGUUCACAAUAUGCACCGGAUGAUCUCGCCAUUGAUAAGCAUGGGAACGCAUACGUGGCUUACUGGCAGGAUAGGGUUGUCAAGAUUACACCUCAGGGCAAGCAGAGUGUUCUUGUCGAGGGUUUACUUGCCGGUCCUACUAGCGCGGUCUUUAGUAAAGACCACAAGACUUUGUAUGUUGUUACGGCUGGACAAAAUGACGACAAAGUCUCUGGUGGACAGGUUGUUGAGGUUAAGCUGUAA
Molecule: messenger RNA, 1029 nt
Organism: Fusarium sp. VM40
Lineage: Eukaryota; Fungi; Ascomycota; Sordariomycetes; Hypocreales; Nectriaceae
Source: the annotation of a GenBank genome assembly